Messenger RNA from Petromyzon marinus (sea lamprey), 3928 nucleotides. Lineage: Eukaryota; Metazoa; Chordata; Hyperoartia; Petromyzontiformes; Petromyzontidae. The record is from RefSeq and is a predicted model, not a curated record.
AGGAGGAGGCAGUAGUGGAGGCUGAGGAGGAGGUGGCGUGCCGACUCAGCGCCCCCGUGAGUGGCCGAGCGCACGGAGACUCGGAGCCGGGGAGAAUCCCGCGGGGCGGAGCUCCGGAAAAAAGCGGAGGAGAGACUCUGAGAGCGGGAGGAGCGGGGAGGUGGAGAGGAUCUCAGAGUCGCUGUGCAGGAGAAGAGGUGAAGGCGUGGAGAGGACGGGCGUGGUGGCAUCACCCAGCACCCAUGGCGCACAGGGCCAUCUCGGACGUGAGGGUGCAGGACUUCCAGAAGCGCAGGGCGCCGAGCAAACACUACGUGUACAUAAUUUAUGUCAGCUGGUCUGACAACUCCUCCUACACCAUCUACAGGAGGUACAGCAAGUUCUUCGACUUGCAGAUGCAGCUUCUGGACAAGUUCCCUGUGCAGGGAGGGCAGAAGGACCCCAAGCAGCGCACCAUCCCCUUCCUGCCCGGCAAGAUCCUGUUCCGGAGGAGCCACAUCCGGGACGUGGCUGUGCGGAGGCUGAAGCCCAUAGAUGAGUACUGCAGGGCACUGGUGCAGCUGCCCGCGGAGAUAUCCCAGUGCGAGGACGUGCUCCACUUCUUUGAGGCUCGGGCAGAGGAUCUCAACCCCCCCAAAGAGGACGCUGGCUCCAAGAGGAAGCUAGGAUCCGAGGGCAUCGCGGAGGCCCUGGUGCUGGAGCAGUACGUGGUGGUGGCCGAGUACAAGAAGCAGCAGAACUCGGAGCUCAAUCUGGUGGCCGGGCAAGUGGUGGAAGUCAUCGAGAAGACCGAGACAGGCUGGUGGUUUGUGAGUGCCCAGGAGGAGCAGGGCUGGGUCCCCGCGACUUACCUGGAGCCCAGGGAUGGAUCCCAAGAUGACCUGCUCAUUCAGAACGCCAACCCGGGGGAAGAGGAACGCUACACGGUGGUGCACACGUACGCGGCGCAGGACGGUGACGAGCUGGAGCUGGACAAGGGGGCGCUCGUGGACGUGCUGCAGAAGAACCUGGAGGGGUGGUGGUUCGUUCGUUACCAAGGCAAGGAGGGCUGGGCCCCGGCCUCGUACCUGCGCAAAGUGAGGGAGGAGGGGCCGGGGGUCGGGGGUCGCAAGCCGCCGCUCGUCGCCAAGCGCAGCAGCGAGGAGGGGGCCCCCCCGUGGGGGGCCGGAGCCCCCGUGGGCGCGGAGAACGGAGCGGCAGCGCCCACCGUGGCGCGCAUCACCCCACAGAGAAGCAGCACGGAAUCUCCCAAACUACGACAGAGGCCCCCUCCGCGGCGAGACGUCACGCUGCCGCGUGGAGCGCAGCUGCCGAGCCUUCCGGAGCCGCCGGCCGUGGAGGCCGAGUACUACACCCUCGCCGAGUUCCAGUCCGGCAUCGCCGACGGCAUCACCUUCGGCGGCGGCCAGAACGUGGAGGUGAUCGAGAAGAACGCCAACGGCUGGUGGUACGUGCAGAUCGGCGACCAGGAGGGCUGGGCGCCCUCCUCCUACAUCGACAAGCGCAAACGCCCCAGCGCCGUCGCCCGCAAGCUCAGCAACGUCAGCCGACCGCGCGUCCCUCCGCCGGCGCCGCCGAGCCCCGGGGCGGAGGCCGCGCAGGGCGCCAGCGAGUACGACACGCCGGCGGUGGACGGCGCCGAGACGUCGGAGGCCGGCGAAGGGGGGGCGGGGGGGGGCCUUGUCGCCAGAGCCAAGAUGCAGCUCCGGGAAGUGAAGAGGGACGACCGCAAGAGCAGAGCUCUGAGCCCCACGCGACCCCCGCCGCCGAUUAAAACCAAGCAGGCGCCCGUGGCCGCUGCCGCCGCACCCUCGGCAGGAGCCGUCGAGAAGCCGGCGUUUCCCAGCGGGAAGAAGCCUGGGCCGCCCCUGCCGGACGGAAGGCUGGGCCGCAAGCCCAAGCCAGAGGAGUGGAAAAAGCCGGGAGCCGCGCCGGUGCCUGCGGAAGUGGGGGACGAGAGGGCGGCAAAUGCGGCGCCCUGCAACGGGUCACCAAAAUUGCCGCCCAGGCUGCCGCUUAAAUCGAAACUGGAGAAGUGCCCGACAAGCGCGGACACGGAGAAGGGCGGGGCCAGCGCGCCCGAAGUCGGCCUGCCCGUCAAGGCCUUGGUCGGGGACCUGAUGAAUGCUUUUGCAGGCUUCAAGCCGGCGGCACGGAACGAGGCAAACAAUCGGGAAUCUGAAGCAAAGAGUGAAACCAAAGCAAUUACGGGGCCCAACCACCCACCCAUCCGCCCCAAGCCGUCAGUGAAACCGCGGCCAGCGAUGCCCCCUUCUGUCGCCGCUAGCGCCGCCAAGCUCGAGGAAUCGCAGGGAAAUCAAAUAGACAUCGGAAAUCUGCGCAGUCACCUACGGCCCACUCGUCAACGCGGCAAGCCUUUGGCGGAUGGCGCCGAGUGCGAGGACGAGUCGGGGCCCAAGACGAGGACGGCCAAUGGCAACUCUGCUGCCCUGCCGGGAAAGGGCGCGGAGCCGGGCCACGGGGUGCCACUCGGCGCCAUGGGCGCCGAGGUCGAUGCGACGGAAGAAACCGUGUCCCCGGCGAGGCCCAAACGCCCACCACCGCCAAAGCGACCCACGGCUUCCGGGAACGGCGAAAACCGCGCCGACACGGCAGCCAAACCCACGGAUCGGUCGGCCGGCUUUUUGCCGAGGCCACCGGGAGCAAAACCAGGCCUCCCGGUCACGACCACCAAGCCCAGUGGGUCAUGCCCCGCCCCGCCCACCAAACCAAACCCAGCGAAGGCCUCCGGCCCCAAGGCAGUCUUCAGCGCGCCGGCAACAGCAGCGGGCAAAAAUGUGCUUCGGGCCUUUGGCCGGGAAGGUGACGGCGGUGGCGGCGGUGGCGGCGGUGCGGACGGCGACGCCUGUCGCGAGGGGGAGGUGUACGUCGCCGUGGGCGACUACGCGGGAGACGACGACUCGCUGGCGGUGGGGGAGGGCGCGGCGCUCCGCGUGCUGGAAAAGGACGCCAACGGCUGGUGGUUCUGCCAGCUGACGGGCGGCCAGCAGGCGCAGGGCUGGGUCCCGUCCAAUUUCCUGCGCAAGCAGUGACAUCCCAGCGACACGUCCUCUGGCGCGGCGUAAAGAAUAAUGCGGCCAGUUCAAGAGCCUCUAUAAACAGCUCGGGGGAAAUAUUCCGGCACCUCCUGGGACUCGAAUAUUUACCGACAAAAGCCAAAACAGAGGACCAUUACAAUGCCCACACAGCUGCACCAUAGCAUCUUCGACACACCGCACCGACACGACCCGCACUGCACAAACACAACUCCUUCAUGAAUACCGAAUUGGCGGUCUCCCAAGUGUUCACAUGGCACUGUCAAUCCAACGAUUCCCACAGAUCCCGACAUCACAUCAGCUCCUCUUGUAACCACAGUUCCUUCAUCGGCCUCACCUCCUUUCCAAAUCAAUGUCAGAGCACCUCUCUCUCUGUGCUGAUUAAAUAAGCGAUCGGUUGGCCACUGCAACAUCAUCAUCUUGGGGAGACUCAGUGCUUCCAUCUUUAAUUGAUCAAACUGAUAGUCCACCCUAAACUGCCAAUUCGGUGGCAGAUUAUAGAAAUCCCCAUCGGCUUUCCGUGUAGCCGAACAUUCCUAUGACAUCACUCGUGCAUUACGGAUGAUGUCAGCAUGCAUAUUGUUCCAGCAAUCUCUACUAAACAUCUUCAGUCUUCACGAUGGAUGUUCUCCUCAUCUCGUGUGUGGGUCUAUAAACCCCCGUGAGGGCUCCCAGUACAGCUCAACGGUCCGCAGCCAUCCCUGGCAAGGCGCCGUGGUGGUAGCCAGAGAGGCAACUCGCACACGGUGCCCUCGUCCUGUUGAGCGCCGUCGCCACGUCCACCACCGCCGUCCACCACCGUCCACCUACACCUCCACCACCUCCACCACCGUCCACCUCCACCACCACCACCUCCACCACCGUCCACCUCC